This is a messenger RNA of Carcharodon carcharias (great white shark), 4851 nucleotides long. RefSeq names its product enoyl-CoA delta isomerase 1 (gene eci1). Gene Ontology annotation, biological process: fatty acid beta-oxidation. NCBI's taxonomy places the organism in Eukaryota, Metazoa, Chordata, Chondrichthyes, Lamniformes, Lamnidae. The record is from RefSeq and is a predicted model, not a curated record. Gene Ontology annotation, molecular function: enoyl-CoA hydratase activity. The coding region runs from base 508 to 1392 and encodes 294 amino acids. Gene Ontology annotation, cellular component: mitochondrion. The transcript is spliced from 9 exons.
UGAUGCGGGGACUUUGCUCAGAUUUAAAGACAAAUUUACUGGAGAAAUUGUUAAGUAAAACAAAAAUGUAAAAUUGGUCACACUUAACAGUACUUCACAGUGGAGGUGGACUGCAAUCAGGGACUAAAUCGCAGGAAGAAGGAGCAGCCAUGUGCGAACAAUGGCAGACAACACACGUAGUACACAUUUCGUACUGCAGGAAAUACAUCAUGGACACCUUCCAUUUUUUUACCUUUAUUUAGGCAGUUUUUCUUUUUUGCGGCAUUUUCUAAAGAUGGAUCCUGUCUUUUAUUUUUAAAACCACGGAUAAGUGAACACUUGGCCCCGGAAUGUGCGAACUGGUGUACAAAGACUUUUGCGCAGAUAAGCGAAUUUGCGAAAGAGGAAGUCGUAAACGGACACCUCUCACUUUAUGGUAUUAAAAGUUUACAGUAUAAACCAACAGGGAUUUUGUGCCAGUUGCUGUGCAAAUCAUCAUACCAGAGGAGACUGUUCACAAAUAAGAACAUGAUGGUGGAACUGGACAGCAACACAGGUGUUGCAGUGAUUCAGAUGAAGAAACCUCCAGUUAACAGUCUAAACCUGGAAUUCCUCACAGAAUUUGCCAUUAAUAUGGAGAAACUUGAGAUGGACCGGGAGUGUCGGGGUGUAGUUCUCACUUCUUCUAUUCCUAAGAUCUUUUCUGCUGGUUUGGACAUCAAUGAGAUGUAUGGGAAGACACCCGAGCAUACGGGGGAGUUCUGGAGAGCUGUUCAGGAAAUAUGGUUGAAGUUGUAUGGAUCCAAUCUGGUGACGAUAGCUGCAAUUAAUGUUUCCAGAAUCUGCAGUAUUUUACUUUUACCUGUUCACUUUACCUCAUUCGAGCAAAGCAUCCAAAAAAUAGAGUGCCUUCCACAAAUAAUCUGCCCUGCAACAUCGGAACCAGGAGCCAGCCCUGCUGGAGGCUGCCUCUUGGCUAUGGCAUGUGACUACCGAAUCAUGGCAGAUAAUCCAAAAUAUGCAAUAGGCCUAAAUGAGACCAAGCUUGGAAUUGUUGCACCAUUCUGGUUCAAGGACACCAUGAUAAAUGUCAUUGGAAGGAGGGCCACAGAGCAUUCUCUCCAGCUUGGUCUCAUGUACAGUACAUCAGAGGCCUUGAAAAUUGGACUUGUUGACCAGCUGGUAGCACAAGAUAAAAUUAUGACAACAGCUUUGAGUGUAAUGUCAGAAUGGUUGGCUAUUCCAGAUCAUGCUCGGCAAAUUACCAAAUCCAUGAUGAGGAAGCCAACACUCGAUCAACUUUUGACCAACAGGGAAUCGGAUAUACAAAAUUUUGUGAAUUUCAUCAGUAAAGAUUCCAUUCAGAAGUCGCUUCAGCUGUACCUGGAGAUGCUAAGACAAAGAAAAGGCUGAGUAAAUGUGCCCUUAAACAGGGUUCCAGUGUAGUUGUACACAUGAUGUGAUGGACAAUCAUUCCUAGGAUUCUUUGAACAAUUCUCCUUUCAAUUAAUUUUUUCAUCUUUUUUCAAAAUGACUUUGCAAAAUGUAUACAAUUUAUAUCCUAACUCUUUGUGAUAUCAAACCUGAAAAUUGCUAAUUCUGCUGUCAAUGUCUUGGCAGAGUUGAUUGUUUAAUUUAAUCUGGGAUAAUAAAUUGCCUGUUGGGUGCAUGAUUUUUCUUUAAGUAAUUAAGCACAUCUACAAAAUGUGCUUUUUACUUUUUUAGUUAAAUUUAGAUCAUGAGUUUCAUAUACUCGAGUGUUCAUCAAUUUAUUUUUUUGUUGAAAAGCUAAAUAUUGUUUACAUUUUCUGUUUUAUGGAGUACUUUUUAAAAAAAAAAGUGUUUCAAAUGAAAAAGAAGAAAUUUCAGUUUCUAGGUCUAUAUUCAGAAACAAUUUACAGCAUUAGUUAUAAUAUGGGCUAUUUAAAAUUUUUAUACUAAUAUUGUCUUUUUGAGUUAUGUUAAUGAAGUGGUGGACUCAUGAGGAUAUAGCAAUGUUAGAAAAUGGAUGUAACAACAGAAGGGGACGUUGCUGAAGCAUUCUGGGUGGAAAUUAACAAAAUGACAAAAUGACACACAGCAAUUGUUUUCAUUUACAUUUACAUUGCACCUUUAAUGUAAAAAAAAAAUCUCAAAUUAAUUUACAGGGACAUAUGGGGAAAUACCAAAACAAAGAAGCCAUGAUUAGGAGAGGUGACCAAAGUUUGGUUAAAGAGAGUCUUAAUAGGAAGACAGGAGUUGGUGAAGGGAUUUAAAGAGAGAAUUGUAGAGCAUGAGGUCCAGGUGGCUGAAAAUACAACUGUCAAUGAUGGGGAAAAAGGAUGGAGGAUGCACAAUGCUGGAGUUAGAAGACGGGAGAAUAUGCAGAAGGGCUGGUGAAGGUAACAAAGAUAGGAAUUGGGUGAAAUCAUGGAGGUAUUUGAACAGUCCAAAUUAUGUAGGAAUGAAUUAUUUAAACAGGAAAUAGUAAUGUGAUAAUCAGUGAUAACAUAGUUGAGGACAAUGUAGAGCCUGAGGUAAAAGUUUAAACCUUUCGUAGAGCAAGUCAGUGACAGCUACUAAAGACAAUGUGAGAAGUAGAUACAGUAUAGCUCAGAUUAAAUAGUAAGCUGGUAGUAAUGAGUUGAGUCCGGGGAUAAUUUUGCAUUAAGGCCAAACAGUAACUUUAGGGUGGAAAGUCUUAAAACAACUGUAUUUAUUAAAAGGCAGUAAUAGAAAAGCAGAGAAAAUUGAAAUUUUAAGAAACAUAAUAAAUACCUCAAGAGGUGUGAAGACCACCCCCUCCUCCAAGCGCAUGCCCUAAGACGAUGGACUUCCAUUGGAUUGGUCCAUGAUUAUGCUUGGCAAAGUACCCCAGUGGUUUGCCAUUGCCUUCUGCAGUAAGGCUGACCUGGAAAUUGUCCCGCUUUUACCAUCUGCCUUCAGGUGUAUUGGAAGGAUUUACAGGUUGAUAAUUAACCUAUUUGCCCAUGUUUGAAUAGGCCAUUAAGUCCUGGAGUAGGACUUGAACCCAGAGCUUCUGGCCCAGAGGUAGGGAUGCAACCUGCUGCCCCACAAGACCACUGUAUAAAUAAAGGAUAUGACCUGAUAAACAAGUAUACAAGAUUGAAGUGUCAGCUUUUAGUGGUAACCUACUGUGAUGGGUUCAGAACUGGCUGGAAGUAGUUGUAGAUGAACUUGCAUCUACUUGGAGUUUGAUAACAAAUGGUGUCCCAAAGACAUUUGUGUUAGAACUAUUACUGUUUACUAUAGUUAUCAAUGAUCUAGACAUGGGCAUUGAGAAUCACUAACAAUAACUUCCCCUUCCACUCACAUGGACCUCAUCUUGACCCACCUUCUAUUUCUCAUCUGCAUGCAUCCUCUCGGCAACAUCAACCGAAAACAUGUAAGGUUCGCAUAUACAUUGCCAACACCAGUUCUACCUCACCACCACCUCUAUUGACCUCUCCACUGUCACAGAUUUAUCUCGCUGCUUUCCUCCAAUUAAAUAUUGGGAUAACCUAGGCUGUUGCCUGGAGUCCCUGCCACAAACGAUUCCAUCCCUCUCCCUGGCAACAAUCUGAUGCUGAACCAGACUGUUCACAAUCUUGAGGUCUUAUUUGAUCCUGAGCUGAACUUCUUAAAAAGAUUUAUUAGGAUAUGGGUGUUGUUGGAAAGGCCACUCAAUCCCAGUGGAGUGCUAGUGACUGGCUCCAUGCAGGACCUUUAUUAAUAACAAAUGCCUUCCUGCAGAAUGAAACUAUUCCCCUUAUUCAACCCAAAAUCUGCUCACCAAGCUCACAAGACGCAACCUUGCUUAGUAGACUCCUGUGCAACACUUAAAGGCAAUUUGAAAGUCGAGAAGUACGAAUAUAUGAGCAAAUGGCGCACAGAACAUAGCUCACAUUUCUUGUACCCUGUGGUGAAAUGGUAAAUAGUGUGAUUCAUUUUGAGGUCAUUAGUGGUGGAAACGCUUGAGAGUGUUAAAUGAGCCCUCAUCCGUGCCUUUGUUACCUAUAGUCUUGGCUAUGCCAAUACCCCCCUUAAACUUGAAUUCAUCCAAAACUCCGUUGCACAUAUCCUAACUCGCAUGAAGUCCUGUUCAUCCAUCACCCCCAUGCUUGCUGACCUACAUUAGCUUCCACAGCAGCAAUGCUUUGAUUUUAAAAUUAUCAUCCUUGUUUUCAAAUCCCUCCAUGGCCUCACCCCUCCCUAUCUCUGUAAUCUCCUCCAGCCCCACACCCCUCCCACAUAUCUGCGAUACUCCAAUUCUGACCUCUUGCUGUUUUAAUUUUGCCAUCAUUGGUGGUUCUGGCCACAGCUGCUUAGAUCCUAAGCUCUGAAGUUCUCUUUCUAAACCUCUCUGAUUCUCUCUCACCCCCUUUAAUAUACUCCAAAACCUACCCCUUUGACCAUGUUUUUGGUCACCUGUUCUAAUAUCUCCUUACAUGGCUUGAUAUCAAAUUCUCUUUGCUCCCCUGUGAAAUACUGUUGGGAUGUUUUACUAUGUUAAAGUUGCUAUCUAAAUGCAAGUUGUUGUCAAUGCUCUGGAAUCAGAGGGACCAUAAUGAAGAGUAGCAGCAUGCAUUUAAAAACUCUCUCAUGUCUCACUGAUUUGAAUUUCUUGGAAAGUGGAAAAAGCAAACUAGUCAAUAAUUUAAUUGGACUUCCAGAAGGCAUUUGAUAAAGUUCCAGAUAUUAGCAUUUCAUAGAUAUCAAAUAUCAUGGAAUUCGACAUAUAUUAGGUAGUAAGGCUUUAUGGUGUUAGUUUGAAAUUGGGUAGUUGGCUUGAAAUCUCCAGUGCCAUUGCUUCUAAUAUUGCCUCAAUAUUGUACACUAUUUUAUAUUGGCUGUAGGAGUAAAUUCAAGUAAUCAAUAAAGUAUUAUUCUGUU